AUGUUCACGCCAGUCUCCGCGAGCAUCUGUGGGGUGUGGGCAAUGGAAGGAGGCCAGAGGGACAAGCCACAGAGCCGGGUGCUGACCGGCCAAGAGCGUGUCCUGGACCUGACCUCCUCGGGAGAUGGCGUGAGGCUAGAGAGACAAAGAUGGAGAAGCGGCAGCCCUUCUGUGGGCAAGAGCCUGGAGCAGAGCAUCCGCUCGCUCCAGAAAGGCCAGCAGGGCUCCCCACCCCUACUCCUGUGCCAGGCGCAGCUAGGAGCGGCCGCUCAUGCCCAGGCCACGGCUGCGGCGCCUGCUGGGGCCCGGCGGGCGAGGCGGGCGCGGGAGAGGCCCCGGAGGACCGCGGCAGGCGGCUGCGUGCCCAGGCGGCAGCCCCUCGCCAGCGCCGGUUGCGCCGCGGCUCCGGACGCCAGGCUGGCUCCCGGCGAGCGGCACGCGCGCUGCUCCGGCCGCGUCCCGGGCGCGGGGCGCGCGCGCAGGCGGGGAGGGCGCGCGCCCGAGCCGAGCGAGAAGCGCGCCGCCGACCCCGCGCGCGGCGUCGUCGGGGGCUGCGGGGAGCGGCCUGGGAGCUGUCCCUGGUGCUGA
This is a messenger RNA of Rangifer tarandus platyrhynchus (Svalbard reindeer), 588 nucleotides long. The record is from the annotation of a GenBank genome assembly. Lineage: Eukaryota; Metazoa; Chordata; Mammalia; Artiodactyla; Cervidae.